Molecule: messenger RNA, 1168 nt
Organism: Panicum virgatum (switchgrass)
Lineage: Eukaryota; Viridiplantae; Streptophyta; Magnoliopsida; Poales; Poaceae
Product: meiotic nuclear division protein 1 homolog
Exons: 11
Coding region: 215-859 (214 amino acids)
Biological process (GO): reciprocal meiotic recombination
Cellular component (GO): nucleus
Molecular function (GO): double-stranded DNA binding
Source: RefSeq, a predicted model, not a curated record
UUCCGGAGGAAACAAACGAGGUAACAGCCCCUCCUGGCUCCCGGUCAGGGCAGGGCUCAUCUGCUCAAGGCCUGAGGUUCAUCUCCUCCCUCUGUUUCUUAAACCUUUCCCUCCUCUCGGACUCUCUCCUCGCUUGCUCUUCCUUCCCCGGCGGCGACGACUGGGCGAGCGGCAGGCGCCAUUUGUCCUGUCUUCGCCCAGCCCUUUGCCGGCGAUGAGCGCAUCCUCCAAGCCCCAGUCCAAGAAGAGGGGUCUCUCGUUGGAGGAGAAAAGGGAGCAAAUGCUUCAAAUAUUUUACGAGAGUCAAGACUUCUAUCUGCUUAAAGAACUAGAGAAAUUGGGUCCUAAAAAGGGAGUGAUCAGUCGGUCUGUGAAGGAUGUUGUGCAAAGCCUGGUGGAUGAUGAUCUUGUCUUGAAGGACAAAAUAGGGACUUCUGUGUACUUUUGGAGUCUUCCAAGUUGUGCUGGGAACCAGCUGAGGAAUACUUACAAUAAGCUGGAAUCUGAUCUCUCAAACUCUAAAAAGCGUUAUCUGGAGCUUGUUGAACAUAGAGACAACUUGAAAAGAGGCAGGGAAGACUCUGAAGAGAGAGAAUCAGCUCUGGAGGAGCUGAAGGCUGUAGAACUACACCAUAAGAAGCUCAAGGAAGAACUAGCUGCAUAUGCAGAUAGUGAUCCAGCUGCAGUAGAAGCAAUGAAGGAUGCUAUUGAUGUUGCUCAUUCAGCAGCUAACAGGUGGACAGACAACAUUUUCACUUUGCAACAAUGGUGUUCAACUACAUUUCCACAAGCAAAAGAGCUACUUGAACAUAUGUACAGGGAGGUGGGGAUAACUGAAGAUUUCGAGUAUCUGCCGUGAUGCCCAACAGCCUGUGCUAUUAAUAUUACGCCAUUGUAUGUAAUCAUCCUCGGUACAAACUGUUGAAUCCAGUGGAAGAACAAAUUGACCCAUGUUAGUGUUAUGUGAGCAGAUUGUGCAGUUACCUAACAGUAAAUGGUAUUUGCAUCCUAGACGUUUGUUACUGAAUGAAAUAUCAAAUGUUGUCAGCAGAGAAAUGACCUCAAGCAGGAUUGUCAUCUUUCCUUUCAGACAAACACAUUCAUGUAAGAGAAUUGCGAUCUGGUGAAGCAUGUCAAAACGUGGAACAAAUGGGGUCUGUGAUACGAA